UUUGAUGGAGAAAGGGAUGCGCUACCAAUUAUGACUAGUAGUCGUAGAAAAUAAGUUUAAUUAGUUCACUUGUUGAAAAGCACCUGUUCUGUGAAAACCGACUCGAGCACUCGUUUAGUAGAUAGACAGCUUUCGGUGUGAUUGAUUGUUUACGAAGAAUGUGCUUCUGACAGUGCACCGUUUUAGUUUUGUUUAUUUAUAGUUUUUUUUGCUUCCGUGUUUUUAUCUUCCAUGUUUUCCAGUCUUUAUUGUGGUGGUGUCUUGCAUGAAACGGCCUAUGUCGGACGGGCCGAUAAUCACGACGCAUAUUUUAGCUCGGACAUGACGAUGACCAACUCGCAGGUGUGGUUCCGCGGUGUGCGCAGCUCCAAAUUCCGCCACGUCUACGGAGAACCCGCCAAAAGAGAAAAAUGCUACGACAACAUCAACAUCACCAAGAACGCCCACGACUCCCAGUUCUGCGCCGUCAACCCCAAGUUCGUCGCCUUGGUGACGGAGGUGGCCGGCGGUGGGGCGUUCAUAGUCAUACCCAUCGAAAGCACCGGGAGACUGGAUUUUAACGCCAGUAGGGUGACGGGGCACACGGGACCGGUGUUGGACAUCAAAUGGAACCCCUUCAAUGAUAACAUAAUCGCGUCGUGCUCAGACGACUGCACGAUCAAGUUGUGGCACAUUCCGGACGGGGGGUUGUCGAUGCACUUGACGGACUGGCUGGUGGAGCUGCAAGGACACAAGAGACGAGUGGCAUACAUCGAGUGGCACCCGAGCGCCGAAAAUAUACUCUUCAGCGCCGGGUUCGACCACCUGGUGAUCAUCUGGGACAUCGAAAAGGGUGAAACCGCCAACGUGAUCGACUGCCACCCGGACGUGAUCUACUCGAUGUCCUUGAACCGUGACGGGAGUCUCUUGGCGACGACGUGCAAAGACAAGAAACUGCGAGUAAUCGAACCCAGGAGUGGCAUUGUCAAAAGUGAGGGGGUUUGUCACUCGGGCUCCAAAGCCAGUAAGGCCACCUUCUUGGGGGCUAGCGGUCGCCUCCUUACCACGGGGUUUUCGCGCCACUCCGACCGCCAGUACUCCAUCUGGGACCAGAACGACCUAAGCAAGCCCCUCAGCACCGACACGAUUGACAGUUCUUCGGGGGUGGUCUUCCCGUUCUACGACAGCGACACCAAUAUUGUGUUCCUCGCGGGCAAGGGCGACGGGAACAUCAGGUACUACGAGAUCACCGCCGAGCCCCCGUAUAUCCAUUUCCUGAGUCAGUUCCUCUCGGGGAACCCCCAGCGCGGGCUGGGUUUCAUGCCAAAGCGUGGUCUCAACAUCCACACCUGCGAGAUUUUCCGCUUCUAUAAGUUGCACGCGAUCAAGGGGCUGUGUGAGCCGAUCGGGAUGAUCGUGCCGAGGAAGAGCGACCAGUUUCAUGAGGAUUUGUACCCGGAUACGGCGGCACCGAAGCCGGCCCUGUCGGCGCAGGAGUGGAUCAAGGGACUGAAUGCCAAUCCGGUGUUGAUGUCGAUGAAGACGGGGGUUAGUGUGACGACGUACAAGCCUAGGGUUUAUAAACCGAGUGCACCUGCUGUGGCUUCACAGAAUAAUAAGAUGAAGUUCGCGUUUUUGUCGACGGAGACGAUUCCGGAUUAUAGGCCCAAGGAUUUGAUCGAAGAGAAGAAUAAGAAGACGACGACUAAUCAGACAACGAAGUUUCAGCAGCUGCAGCAGAGGUUCGGACAUGUGGAGGUGGUGAAUAGUGAUAUUCCGCUGAUGAAGGAGAUUAAUAGUAUUGGGGAUAAUAUCAGCACGGAGCAUGACUUGAAACAGGCGUACAAACAACAAUCCGAAGAACUGCGAAAAGUGAAGAAGCAACUCGCCCACAGCGAACGAAGAGUAAAGGAGCUGGAAGAACUGAUAAAGAUACUGCAAAACAAGUAAUUUCCCCUAGUAUACUUUCGUUAGGUGUAAUUAUGUUAAAUCGUUACCAUUUAAGCUAAUUUUAUACAUUUACGUUAGUUUUGUGAUAAUGUUAUUGUCUCGUUUUAUUUUUGAACGUAUCAUGAAACGACAAGUUGUAAAACUUGUCCCGAUGAAUCAAAAAGCUCAAUCGCUACCUACACUGUUGAAUGCUUUUUCAUUCACGUUUCUUGUUAAAAGUUGCUACAGUUUAUUUAAAUACUAUUUUUGCAGCCAAAUCAGUAUUUUAAUAGUGUCUGUGUAGCUUUUGUAUUUAGAUUAACAUACGCACAACAGUAUUACUUAAGUCACAAUAGCUUUAUUGUAAACUACAGUCAGACUUUACAUAUUAUAACAGUUCAAACAAACAGAGCGUUGCUUACAGAAGUUCAUUCAACAGGUUAGCUUAAGAAGGUUCAACAACCUUGAAGCUUUUGUACCUUUACAGUUGCUUUUUACGUUGUAUUGAAUAAAAUUGUCAACUGAG
Messenger RNA from Zophobas morio, 2434 nucleotides. Its product is annotated as coronin-2B-like. NCBI's taxonomy places the organism in Eukaryota, Metazoa, Arthropoda, Insecta, Coleoptera, Tenebrionidae. The record is from RefSeq and is a predicted model, not a curated record. The coding region runs from base 232 to 1929 and encodes 565 amino acids. The transcript has 7 exons. Gene Ontology annotation, molecular function: actin filament binding.